AUCCCGGGGUCGGGCGUUGGGGAGAUUAAGUUAUGGUAGUCUGGUAGAGAGCGUUGGUGUGGUGUGGUUUUAUGUCACGCAAGCCCAGCAGACACUGGGAUUAGGGAUGGAAGGGGAGAGGGAUCUGAUCCUAUCAGGGGAGACGAGGUAUUUGCUGUUUUGGGUGGUGUGCUACGUACGUACAUAUCCAUUUACAUUACAUUUACAUUUACAUUUACAUUUACAUUUACAUUUACAUUUACAUUUACAUUUACAUUUACAUUUACAUUUACAUUUACAUUUACAUUUACAUUUACAUUUACAUUUACAUUUACAUUUACAUCUACAUUUACAUUUACAUUUACAUCUACAUUUACAUUUACAUAUCCAUUUACAUCUACAUCUAUACAUCUAGGGUAUCCCACCAGUACCUACCUACCAACCUACUCACUAAAGCGUGUUACUCAUUGAACUACCCACCUACCUACCUGGUAAGGAAGAAAGAAACCAUGUCCAUGCUUUGUAUAUUGUGUCUGGGUGUAG
This is a messenger RNA of Aspergillus heteromorphus CBS 117.55, 522 nucleotides long. RefSeq lists its product as uncharacterized. The transcript has 2 exons. Bases 107 to 394 code for a protein of 95 amino acids. The record is from RefSeq and is a predicted model, not a curated record. Lineage: Eukaryota; Fungi; Ascomycota; Eurotiomycetes; Eurotiales; Aspergillaceae.